CGUUUGAAGUAAACAGUAUGGAUAUUUGCCAAUUCAGAUUUUAUAAAAUAUGGUUAAAAUAAUAUAAUUAAAUGGUGUUUUGUCGAUGUUAAAUAAAAACGCAUAAAAAUGUGGCCCAUGCUCUUGACCAUGACUCGCGACGAAUGUCGCCGUACGCUCCGUAGACUUGAAUUGGAAGCCUACUCGAAUAUGAUCAGUGUGUUCAGAGCACAGGGGGCAUUGGAAGACAACAGAAAAAAGUUACUGGAAGAUCUACGCGCCGUUUUGCAUAUAAGCAACGAUCGGCACAGUGCUGAGGCACGCCGCGUGUCUAAUGACGAAUUAUUAGCCACAAUUGCAGAGCAACUAUCAGGUCCCAACACAGGGCUAGCAUGGAUAAGCGAAGGUCGAAGGAGAGUACCGCUCCUGCCCCGAGGCAUCGCUCAGACUAUGUACACCGAGAUUGCGGAUAGAGCCGCGGAAGCAGCGGCUGCGGAGAAUAAAGAGCUCUCUAAAAAGCUUGAGGCGGAGAAAAUGGUUACACCUAUAUCCAAUGAAGAGGAAAUGCCAGAAGCUGAAGGAGAAACUGCCGAGGGAACACUUUCGUCAAAUGACACCGCUGAUGAAAUGACAUAUCCCGUUGCCAUGGAAGACCAGACCAGCAAAAUAUGGGAAACGGAACUGAUGAGCCGCAAAAGAAAAAACCCAGAAAGUGGUACAUUACCAGAUGAUACCUCUACUCCGGUGAAAAAUAUGAGAAAUAUUCCUGUGAACACCAACCAGAAACAUCUCAAUUUGUCACAGAUAUACUCCAAGUUCUCACAACCAGCAUCAAGUAAAUCAUCAGGGCAGUCAAAGCAUUCAUAUAACCAAGUGAGCAAAGUGUCAACUAGCAAAUCCAGUCAACCCCAUCAACCGAGGUCACACAAACACAGAUCACACAAACAAAGCGCCAAAAGUGCCCAAGCUGCUAUGUCUAAAUCUCAAAUGAAAAAAUCACAAGAAAUGCCUUUGUCUCCGGGCAAGCAGUACAACCCUACAUCUAUGCAGCUUGAGUAUUCUGGCCCUCCCAACACGUUCCAGGCUAGCUAUGCUCAGUCGGUACUUGGCAAGAAACCUGAUUAUAUGGAUGAACUUAAACCUAAAGUGCUCUCCUCGCCCGGCAUGGUGACAGAUUCCCCUACAAUGCAGCUCCUAACCCAACCAGCCACUGUCCCUCACGAGCUCGGCGUCUCAGACAACAUCCACCCCGAUGACGCGACCAUGCUCCAGGCCCAGGGAACCCCCUCCACUAAACACUCGAUAAGCAACAAACCCUGCCACCUCAUCAUCAAGAAGAGAGGCGAAAUCACUCCCGACAAAAAAGUACAAAUGUCCGAACUUAAAAUAUUACAGAAAUCCAGCGAUAGCGGCAUCAAAGUACUCCAAAACCGACAAGUAGUUAUUGCGCCGAGUUCGGCUCAAAAAGCACUAAACACGCCUGGGAAACUCAUCACCACUAAAGUUAUCAGUUCGAUAGCCAAACCUCGAACUUCGGGCACCCCGGUUUUAACGGAAAAAAUGAUUGUGGUAUCCAAACCGUCGGAAAUGAAGGGCAUGCCCAGUUCUAAAAUCAUUAUCACGUCGGGCGCGAGUACACCGAGUAGAGACGUUCCGGUUAGUACAAAUAGCAUAUCACCUAUAACCACGGAAACAUUCACCCCGAAGGGUAUUCCCGCCACUGAUUUGAAAGUUUCAGCUAAAACUGUCGUUUUGAACCCAAAAUCAGGCCAAAAAAUGGUCGUGUUGCCGGCGAAAGCUCGGACGAAAACGGUUACCGAAGGACAACUUCCCUUAUUACAUUUCAAAGGUCUAUCGGGAGCCAUGAAGUUGGUGCCGGUCAGUUCGCAGCCCGCAACCCAAGUAUCUAGGACGCCGACGGUCACCGUGGUUUCAAAACCUACAGUAGUCAGUUCGAUUCCUUCAAAUGCAAAAAUCGUCGGCGUUGAACCGAUCAAAACGGCUAACUUAGCCGACAUCGUCCCCGUCAAGGGUCUCGCUCCCGUAACAACCCCCAAAAUCACGAAUCCGAUCGUUCGUCCCGCAAACACAAAGGGCAACGUCAUCGUCGUUCAAAAGGGAACGCCUAUUGGAAAAGCGUUGACGUUUUCGAAAAAUGGGAACGACAUGUCCAAAAUAAUAAUGGGUAAGAACGUAAAUCAGCUCCUACAAGCGUCUAAGUCGGACCAAGUGGAUGCGGCGAAAUGUGCGGGGAACGUAAUAGUGCUCGAACUCAAUAACGAACAGUCCGGUCGUCCGACGACCAUGUCCGAAAUAUUGGAUAGCAGGGUCAGCACCGCCGCCCGCGUGCCCGAGGACAGCACUAAAGUGACGGAGAUCACCCAAGACACUCCUGUACUAUUCGAAACCCAAAUCACUGACGAAAGUUGCAAUCCCAACAGCUUAGACUCCACCGCCGAGAGUAUAGGAGGAAUCGAACCCAUGGAGGAUUCGAGCAUACCUUCCUUAGAAAAGGAGGUAGAGAAAUCAUUCGGUAAAGAUGUGGAGGGCAAAGACUCCUCGAGUGUCACAGAUUGGGAAAUGGAGCUGGAUGGGGUAUCACGAAAGGGGAAGGAUGACGACGACAAGCUGAACUCCUUGCAUUUGGAUCUCGGUAUGUCGAGUGACAGCGAAAACGAGUACAUGGUGGAUAGACACAAGUCGAAGAGCAAGCACUCGUCGCAGGACAGCAUACAGCGGGCCACGGUCAGCGGGGAGUCCAACGAGAUGUACGGUUCUGCGUCGGGUCUGACGCUGGCGACGCGGACCCUGCUGAGCCAGUUACAGGACGACGGGUCGUCGAGCAACGAUUCGUCGUUCGCGCUCAAGGCGAAGGCGGCUGCGAAGUCGAAGGACGCGGACUCAAAGGUCGACCGGUCGGAGUGCGACGCGCUGACGAAGGCUAAAGAGAAGUUAUCGGAGAAGGUAGCGGAGGCGAAGUCGCAGCAGAAGCGGAUAGACAUCUACAGCACGGCGAUCAGCUCUUCGGACAUCAACCUGGAUUCUUUCGCGUACCUGGACGAGGGUAUGCUGGCAGGCGACGACGUGUUCUGCGAGGACAAGCGGCGCCGCGCGCUCGACGACCAGCUCUGCCGCCUGUUGGGCGAGGACUCCGCCAACUCCACCGACUCACAAACUGUAAGUGAAACUAUGCCUUUAAGCAAAUGAGCAAUAUACUUAGAUUUAAAGUGGUUAACGUUUCUUUAAAAUGUAAUAGUGGUUAAGACGGGACAUAUAAUGUGAAGUGUGAAGUGAACUGACGAUGGUAAUCUCCGGUUUUGUUUUGGUCUGUUCGAUUGUAAUUUUUGAGUGUUUCUACUGAGUGAUGUAUUUUCAAUGCGUAAAUAGAGGCU
Ostrinia nubilalis (European corn borer) is the source of this 3371-nucleotide messenger RNA. RefSeq names its product BRCA2-interacting transcriptional repressor EMSY. NCBI's taxonomy places the organism in Eukaryota, Metazoa, Arthropoda, Insecta, Lepidoptera, Crambidae. The record is from RefSeq and is a predicted model, not a curated record. Gene Ontology annotation, biological process: regulation of DNA-templated transcription. Gene Ontology annotation, cellular component: nucleoplasm. The transcript has 6 exons. Bases 109 to 3186 code for a protein of 1025 amino acids.